This is a messenger RNA of Eriocheir sinensis (Chinese mitten crab), 2398 nucleotides long. RefSeq names its product phosphoenolpyruvate carboxykinase, cytosolic [GTP]-like. Gene Ontology annotation, cellular component: cytosol. The record is from RefSeq and is a predicted model, not a curated record. The coding region runs from base 128 to 2116 and encodes 662 amino acids. The transcript has 3 exons. Lineage: Eukaryota; Metazoa; Arthropoda; Malacostraca; Decapoda; Varunidae. Gene Ontology annotation, biological process: gluconeogenesis; response to starvation; hepatocyte differentiation. Gene Ontology annotation, molecular function: phosphoenolpyruvate carboxykinase (GTP) activity; GTP binding; manganese ion binding.
GAAGUCACUCAGCGUCUUGAAGGCGAGUGAGUCACACCAAGCUGUGCUCCAGGAAGUCACCCCUGGCCAUCAUCACCAUCACCAUCACUCCCAUCAUCACCACCAACUACUAACUACAGACGCCAAGAUGGUUGUCCUCAAUAACUCCAACAACCUCAACAACUCGGCCAACAACAUCAUGCUCGACAAAAAGCCGAGCAGCGUCAUCACAGAUGCAUCGCGCGUCGCCGCUGAGGCCGCCAAGAAGAGUCUCAACUUUGAGCACUACUCCUUCGCCGUCAGCUAUGGCAAACUCACAUCGCUCAAGCCCAAGGUGCGCACCUUCGUUGAAGACACCGCCCGCCUCUGCCGCCCCGACAAGGUUCACAUCUGUGACGGCAGCGAGCGUGAGCUGCGCCACCUGCUGAACACAAUGCAGCAGGCGGGCAUGAUCGAGUCGCUGCCCAAGUACAAGAACUGCUGGCUAGCGCGCACCGACCCCGGCGACGUGGCCCGCGUGGAGAGCAAGACCUUCAUAGUGACCCGCGAGAAGCGAGAGACCAUCCCAAUCCCCAAGGAGGGCGUGCGCGGCCUGCUGGGCAACUGGAUGUCCCACGAGGAUCUGCGCCGCGCCGUGCAGGACCGCUUCCCGGGCUGUAUGGCCGGCCGCACCAUGUACGUGGUGCCCUACUCCAUGGGCCCCGUGGGCUCCCCGCUCUCCAAGAUCGGCGUGCAGGUCACCGACUCGCCCUACGUGGUAGCCUCCAUGCGCACCAUGACCCGCAUGGGCAGCCGCGUGCUGGAGACGCUGGGCGAGGAGGAGUUCGUCCGCUGCCUCCACUCAGUGGGCUGCCCGCUGCCGUUGACCCGCCCGCUAGUCAACAACUGGCCCUGCGACCCCGCCCGCACCAUCGUGACCCACGUGCCCGAAUCCAACGAGAUCAUCUCCUUCGGCUCCGGCUACGGCGGCAACUCCCUGCUGGGCAAGAAGUGCUUCGCCCUGCGCCUGGGCUCCGCGCUGGCACGCCGCGAGGGCUGGCUGGCCGAGCACAUGCUCAUUCUGGGCAUCACCAACCCGGCGGGCGAGAAGCGCUAUAUCGCUGCCGCCUUCCCCUCCGCCUGCGGCAAGACCAACCUGGCCAUGAUGACGCCAUCGCUGCCGGGGUACAAGGUCGAGUGCGUCGGCGACGACAUCGCCUGGAUGAAGUUCGACUCCGAGGGCGUCCUGCGAGCCAUCAACCCCGAGAACGGCUUCUUCGGCGUGGCCCCUGGCACGUCCAUGAUGACCAACCCAGUGGCCAUGAAGACCGUGCUGUCCAACACCAUCUUCACCAACGUAGCCAAGACCAGCGACGGCGGCGUCUUCUGGGAGGGCCUCGAGAAGGAGACGCCCAACAACGUGUCCAUUACCUCGUGGCGCGGCGAGACCAACUGGAGCCCGGAGAACGGUGCGCCCGCCGCGCACCCCAACUCCCGCUUCUGUACGCCCGCCGGCCAGUGCCCCAUCAUCGACCCUGCCUGGGAGGACCCCGAGGGCGUGCCCAUCUCCGCCAUCCUCUUCGGCGGCCGCCGGCCCCAGGGCGUGCCCCUGGUGUACGAGGCCUACGACUGGAAGCACGGCGUCAUGGUGGGAGCCGCCAUGCGCUCCGAGGCCACAGCGGCCGCGGAACAUAAGGCCAAGGUCAUCAUGCACGACCCCUUCGCCAUGCGGCCCUUCUUCGGCUACAACUUCGGCCACUACCUGAAGCACUGGCUCAGCAUGGAGGGCCGCACCACCAAGCAGAUGCCCAAGAUCUUCCACAUCAACUGGUUCCGUAAGAACGAGAAGGGCCGCUUCAUCUGGCCCGGCUUCGGCGAGAACGUGCGCGUCCUCGACUGGAUCCUGCGGCGCGUGGAGGGCCAGGACGUGGCCGAGGAGAGCGCCAUCGGCCUGCUGCCUAGCCCCGGCGCCCUCGACCUCGAGGGCCUGGAGGACCAGCACAUCGACACCGAGGAGCUCUUCAGUCUGCCCAAGGACUUCUGGAGCCAAGAGGUCCGCGAGAUCGCCAAGUACUUCAACGAGCAGGUGGGCGACGACCUGCCCAACGAGGUGCACGAGCAGCUCAAGAAGCUCGAAAAGAGAAUAGAGAAGAUGUAAGCUAAGUCUCGCACCCUCACAUUACCCGCCAAUGGCAACACUCGGGCAGACCUGCUCGUCAAUCUCAUCGACCAUCAUCAUCACUGUCAUCAUAAGCAUCAAUAGUCAUCUCUCCACAUCUAUACUCAUCAAAGUCUUUCAAUUUUACCUCUUCCAACAUUUCCUUUUUUUUUUUUAUCAUGGUAUGGUGGACCUUUUUUUUUUCCUCAGGAGUGAACAAAUGCGCAGCACAGUUUGUGAUAAAUAGGAUAGAGAAACAAAUACAAGCUAUCCUCUAUACUA